Molecule: messenger RNA, 1884 nt
Organism: Chaetomium globosum CBS 148.51
Lineage: Eukaryota; Fungi; Ascomycota; Sordariomycetes; Sordariales; Chaetomiaceae
Exons: 2
Coding region: 1-1884 (627 amino acids)
Source: RefSeq, a predicted model, not a curated record
AUGCGCAGGGCGCAGCAUCGAGGGUAUUCACCAACCCGCAUGUCCCCGAGACCGCUUUCGAGAGAAUCAUCAGCACAGCCGUCAUCAGUCCUCGAGGAUUGCGACGGCGACUCGAUCAUGUCCACCUCACGCCCCCCAAGCCUGGCUCUCAUGCCUCCCUCCUCGGCAUGUUCGAACCCGGCCUCGCCCCCGUCGUUGAGGGACAUACUCACCAAUAUCGCACCCCCACCCUACACGCUGGGUGCCUUCACAGCUUUCUUGUCACAGAACCAUUGCAUGGAGACGCUCGAGUUCACCAUGGACGCUGAUCGUUACAGUACGACGUAUUCUAACUUCCUGAUGGAGCAGGCAGCCGGGUUGCCAGAUGGAAUGGACCACGUUUGCUCUCUGUGGCAGAAGAUCAUCAACGCUUACAUAUUACCCUACGGCCUCCGGGAAGUCAACCUCCCAUCGCAUGUCCGAGACCGCCUACUUUCACUACGCUGUACGCCGGCCCCUCCCCACCCGUCGGAGCUAGAUGAAGCCGUGAGGAUUGUGUACGAGCUCAUGAACGACUCGGUGUUGGGCCCGUUCAUCGCUUCGGUGGCACCGCAGCACGACUGGUCUGGCGAGCACGAUCCCAGGCACACGCGGUCACGGCUCCGCAUUCCUAAGGAUUCAUCUUCGAGCCUGGACGAUUCGAGCCGGUCGCCAAAGAUUAGCUUUUUGCCCAUGCUCAAUAUGCCUUGGACUAGCGAGCCUAAGAGCUCCGCCUCGUCGUCUAGCGAGUCCGCCGACCGUGCACUCACGGACGGCACCGCAAACACGCCCUCGCCAGUUAUGAACGAGCCCAUGACACCACCUACCACACCCCCAGUCUCGGACUGGGAGUUCAACACCUCACCGGGCGGCCUCCACAAGUCCACCAGCUUACAUAGCAGCAGCUGGAAGAAGGGGUCACAGGUCAUGCCGAUCCCUGACGACUCCGUCACAACCUCCCCCGAUUGUGCCCCGCCGGCAGCGCCCGAGGCGUUCGCCCGACAACGACAAAGCACUGACCGAAAAGCGAUCGUUCCGCAUGUCGGGCGAUUGAGGAGGAACCGCACCCGGGGCAGCGCUACGCGAUCACCGUCGUGGGGAGCGCACGCCCGGGUGUUGCUGCCAACACUAACGGAGUCGGCAAGGCCCGGCAUGGCCGCAAAAGCUUACUCACCGUAUCCCACCCGCGGGUGGGCCGUAGGAAACCGGCGGUUCGCGCCUACGAGGAUGCGGACACCGGCACUACGCCCUCUGAAGAUCCCCCAGGACAACGCGAGACUGUCCACCUACACGACGAACAGCAUCGGCACGCCCACCAGCACGUCGCAUAUGCUCCCCCGUGCCCCGGUGACUCAAAAAGCGCCAGUCGCCAGCCCGCUAUGCUGCCCAUUGCUGGGCAGGGUCAACAGCAAGACCGCCUCACAGGCCAGGAACUUCCAAUAUCUCCAGCGACCAGGCCUACGACCACGAGUCCAUCCGUCUUUCCAUGACUGGAUUUCUCGGGGUUCCUCGAACCCUGACCUCACCACCGUCACCACCUCGAGCACUGAUGCUUGUUCGUUCAUGUCGAUCGACCCCACACCGACGACAAGCGACAAUGACGGAAGAAACAGAUGCUACCCGAGAAACGCCGGCGUCCGCCUGGACCCAGACCCGGACCCGUACGGCUGGGACGCGGAGCUCGAGAAGCGCGUCGCUGUGCCGCCCGCCGCUGUCGUGGGCUUGGGCUUGGGCUUGGGCAGCAUAGAUGUCGACGACGAUUCCGGGUACUGCCCCGUGAUCCAGUACCGCCGCGCAGGCGGUGGGAGGAAGACCCUGCUGCAGCGGGUGUUGAGUUUCGGGCCUGCCGGCCAGAAUGGUAAUUAA